Messenger RNA from Phytophthora sojae, 936 nucleotides. RefSeq lists its product as hypothetical. The coding region runs from base 1 to 936 and encodes 311 amino acids. Lineage: Eukaryota; Oomycota; Peronosporomycetes; Peronosporales; Peronosporaceae. The record is from RefSeq and is a predicted model, not a curated record. The transcript has 3 exons.
AUGCUCUUCCCCAAGCUUGCGUGGGCUACUGCACUGCUGCUAUCUACUACAACCGCCACAAGCCCAACCGGUGACAAGGACUGCGCAACGGGCUUUGAAAGCGACGCCGAGAAGGCCGCUCGCUUGGCGAGUGAAAUCCCCGACGGUGGCCUGGGCAUCCUCGUCAUCGACCAGCAGGUCGACUUCCACCCGGGCGGUUCCCUAGCGAUUGCCUCCGCCAACUCCGACGCAGCUCGGAUCGCCACCUUCAUCUCGAACCACUCGUCCGAACUAUCGCAGGUGGUGUUCACCAUGGACUCGCACCAACGCUACCACAUCGCCCACGGCAUUUUCUGGGAGAACGACGCAGGGGAGUCACCCGACCCAUUCACGACCAUCUACGCGCAGAACAUCACCGACGGCGUGUGGAAACCGCGUGACUCGAGCUUGAACGACUACGUUCUGGCGUACACGCAGUCACUGGAGGACAGCGGCAAGUUUUCGCUCACGAUUUGGCCGGAGCACUGCCUCAUCGGAUCACCGGGGCACAACAUCGUCCCGGACGUUCUUGCAGCCGCUCUGGAAUGGACCAAGGAGUCUCUGAAGCCGAUCCAAUACGUAAUGAAGGGGAGCAAUCCGUUCACCGAGCACUACUCUGCGCUGAGAGCUGAGUAUGAGCUGGCGUAUGACCCGUCGACCAGCCUCAACACUGCUCUGAUCAAAUCCUUGCAACGUGCUGGCAAACUUGUGAUCGUGGGCGAAGCCUUGUCGCACUGUGUGAACUUCACCGUUCGCGAUCUCGUGGACGCGUGGCCAGCUGAGAGAUUGAGCGACCUGGUUAUUCUGACGGACUGCUCGUCCCCGGUGGCUGGAUUCGAGGCCGAAGCCGAGCAAUUCCUAAGCGAUAUGGCUACGAAGGGCUUGACACUGACAACGUCCACCGAGUUCAAGGCGUAA